GCUACGCAGCAUUAGUGGUGGAGGCACCGGCUGAAUGGCAAAUAGGCCAAUGAAAUGAAGAGCGUCCUGCUCUCCUCUUUAAAGCGGUCAGUUACAUGCUUGCAUCUUUAGCCCACUUCUUCGACUCCUCUGGUUUUUCUUCCCAUGCUAUAAAUACAGCAACUUUCAUCAUGCAGCUCCUCAAUCUAUUUGUGAUUGCAUCUAUGCCAGUUUUGAAGGUACUCUUAAUCACAGCACUCGGCUCAUUUUUAGCACUGGAAUAUGUAAAUGUCUUGGGGGAGGAAGCAAGAAAGCAAAUUAACUCAGUUGUUUUCUAUGUGUUUAAUCCAGCACUUAUAGGUAGCAACUUAGCUAAAACAAUCACUUUUGAGAGUAUUUCAUUACUAUGGUUUAUGCCAGUGAACAUCCUUGUUACAUUUAUUAUUGGCUCUAUAUUGGGAUGGCUACUCAUAAAAGUCACAGCCACUCCACAGCAUCUAAGAGGCCUAAUAUUGGGUUGCUGUGCAGCAGGAAACCUGGGAAAUUUACCUUUGAUUAUUAUCGCAGCAAUCUGCAAAGAGAAAGGCAGUCCAUUUGGAGCACCUGAUGUUUGUUAUACUUAUGGAAUUGCUUAUGCUUCACUUUCCAUGGCAAUAGGAGCUGUUUUCUUGUGGUCUUAUGUUUAUAACAUCAUGAGGAUUUCUUCUAGUGAGAUGAACCAGCAAGUUGACAAUGCUGACUCAGACACUGAAACUAACAUUAAGACAACUGUAGGAGCACCAAAAUGCAUCCAAGGGAAUUAUUACUCUGUAGAUCUUUCUUCAAAAGAGAGCUUAAUUUCUGCUGAGCUUGCAUCUCCUUUACUACCAGAGAAUCAGGAAAUUGUUAAGAAUUUGUCAUGGACACAAUUCAUAGACAAGAUUAAGGAAAGAUCAAGGAAGAUUUCAGAAAAACUUAAUCUCAAGGCACUAUUUGCACCUUCAACUAUUGGAGCGAUUGUGGGAUUUGCGAUUGGAGUUGUCCCUCAAAUUCGGAAGUUGUUGAUCGGUGCUAGUGCUCCUCUUCGUGUGAUUGAAGACUCUGCUUAUUUACUUGGAGAUGCAGCUAUUCCAAUUGUGACUCUGAUAGUUGGAGGAAACCUUCUUAAAGGUUUAAAAGGCUCAGGAAUUCGAUGGUCACUCAUUGUUGGAAUAUUAAUAGUUCGGUAUGUUUUACUGCCUGUAAUGGGAGUUGUGACUGUCAAAACUGCAGUACAUUUUGGUCUGGUGCAUUCAGAUAAAUUGUAUCAGUUUAUUCUUCUGUUGCAAUUUGCAGUUCCACCAGCAAUGAACAUAGGUACAAUGACCCAGUUGUUUGGAAGGGGACAAAGUGAAUGUUCUGUGAUAAUGCUAUGGACAUAUGCUUUUGCAUCAGUUUCACUUACACUCUGGUCAACAUUUUUCUUGUGGAUGCUGGCUUGAAGACGUUGACACCUUGCAUUUUGACUUUUAUAGCUAUAUGUUCAAGUAAUUUUUUUGACAAACAAAAUUAAUGCUUACAAAUUCAAUCUUAUAGCGUAAGGAUGACAAACAAAUCUUUGACAAGUACACGUGUUCGAUUUUAAUGCGUACAUUUUUUAUUAACCUGCAA
Messenger RNA from Jatropha curcas, 1608 nucleotides. NCBI's taxonomy places the organism in Eukaryota, Viridiplantae, Streptophyta, Magnoliopsida, Malpighiales, Euphorbiaceae. The record is from RefSeq and is a predicted model, not a curated record.